CCAUUUUUGAACACGCGUAUCUGCAGUAACCAGCAUCUGUGGAUCUCUACGACAGCAGUGACGCAGGCCGCGGACGUGUGUCAGUGAUGCCGCGUUUCGGCUUUCGUACGGUUGGAAGAGUGCAGGGGCCGGAGGGGCAAGGCCGGCCGACCUCACAUGUGCGGCGACCUAUGAUCAACCACCACCACCACCACCACCACCACUUUGUUCAUCCAAGCACAUGACUGACCAGCUCACGGGGCCAAUGUCAUAUAGAUAUCAACCUCGACGACUGCAUCCCACAGAAAAUUCCCGGGCUGACAACUACAAGUAUCUAACAUCCAAUCCACAUCAUUCAAAAACGGCACAUCGCGGCUUUAGGAAGCUUAUCAACAACCCCUCAACCCCGAUAAGAAACCCCGAGCAUCUCAACCCUUCGACAGCAAAGCAAAGCAAUGACGGGCGAAACCCUCCAGCCGGGCCAAGCCGACCUGCCCUCGGCCAAGAGCACGGCGUCUUACUGGCACCGCGAGCCCUCCAAGACGCUGCUCGGCCACAGGACAACUCGGGACCUGCCGCCGACCGCGGAUGUCGUCGUUAUCGGCAGCGGCAUCACAGGCGCCUUCGCUGCCAAGGAGUUGCUGGAGCGGGCUGGUGCCGGCGCUGGUGGGAAGGAGAAGAAGAGAGUUGUCCUGCUUGAGGCGCGGGAGGUUUGUUGGGGAGCUACUGGACGGAACGGCGGCCACUGCCAACCUGUAGCUUACAACCCAAACACCGCAAUCGCAACCUUUGAGCUCGCAAACUACGCCCACCUCCGCGACCUCAUCGCCAGCAACGCCGUCCCCUGCGACUGGGUCUCCCUCCGCGGCGUCCACGCCCUCCUGACGCCCGACCUCGUCGACGCCGCCCGGAAGCAAAUCGCCGCGCUGCCGCCCCGUUUCGCCUCCCUCGCGCGCCUCGUCACCGACGCCGAGGAGCUCGCAGACCUCCGGAUCCCGGACGCCGUCGGCGCCGUUGUGCAGGAGGAGGCGGCGAGCGUGUGGCCCUACAAGCUCGUCGCGUGGACUUUUGAGGACCUGCUGCGGAGGUUCGGAGUCGACAAGGCUGACGAUGGCACUUUGACGGGGAACGACAGGCAAGGCGUCUCGUUCAACAUCCAAACCUCCACGCCCGUCACACGCCUCCAACACCUUCCCGCCUCCGCCCCGUCCGGCACAUCAUCAUGGAUCCUCCACACCCCACGCGGCCAAAUCGCCACCGCACAAGUCCUCUUCGCCUCAAACGCCUACACCUCGCGUCUCCUCCCGCGCUUCGCGGACCUCGUCGUCCCCGUCCGAGGCCAGGUCGCCGCCCUCUUCCCGCCGCGACCGCGCGCCGAGCUCGGGAGGAGCUACGUCUUCAUGGCGAGCUCCGACGCUGCCAAGGGAGAGCCGAACCAGGAUGAUUACCUCAUACAGCGGCCCGGCCCCGGGCUGGAGAUGAUUCUGGGCGGGGGGCGGGCGAACGGGACGCUGCGCGGGGUGGGCAUCUCUGACGACGACGAGGUUGAUCCUGUCGUUGCUUCGUAUUUGAGGCGGGCUGGAGCGGGGAAUCUCGACCUGACCAGCGCUGCUGAUACUGGUCGUACCGGUACCGCCGCGGGAACGGGGCAGACGCCGACGCAGGUGCAGGACGGAGAGAAUAUCGCCACCAACAACAAUAGCAAGAAGGAGCUAGAAGCGAGUCACGAGUGGACGGGCAUCAUGGCCUUCUCGCGCGACGGGAGGCCGUGGGUCGGACAGGUGCCCGCCGGGACCGUCCUCGGCGGCGGGGAAGGAUUGUGGGUCUGCGCUGGGUAUACCGGGCACGGAAUGCCGCAGGCCGCGUUGUGCGGGCGGGCUGUGGCGGGCAUGAUGAUGGGCGGCGGCGGUAGCAGGAGCAGCAAGGAGGGCGACGUGGACGAGGAGGAGAAGCUUCCGGCUGAGUUCUUGGUUAGUGAGGAGAGGGCUGAGAAGGCGAGGGCUUUGCCUUCCAUCAAGGAGAUGGAUGAUUUGGAUAUGUUCUUGUUGUGAAUAGAGGUACAUGUUAUGGCUCAUCUCUGUCAACUCCGGAACAAGGGCGUAUAUAAAUGGCACCGUUCGUCUACGAGUUUUCGGUAAUAUCCUCUUUGCAGCACAGGUAGCUCUUGCAGCCACAGAAGUCCCCAGUCUGUGAACAUAUAGAUCAUCUAGACAUCGCCUUCCACCAUCGCUCCUCCGUGAAAAGCGUCACUCGCGAAGAAUGGGACAACAACGUAGGCA
Colletotrichum acutatum is the source of this 2258-nucleotide messenger RNA. RefSeq names its product FAD dependent oxidoreductase. Gene Ontology annotation, cellular component: cytoplasm. Gene Ontology annotation, molecular function: oxidoreductase activity. The record is from RefSeq and is a predicted model, not a curated record. The coding region runs from base 435 to 2030 and encodes 531 amino acids. The transcript is spliced from 2 exons. Lineage: Eukaryota; Fungi; Ascomycota; Sordariomycetes; Glomerellales; Glomerellaceae.